This is a messenger RNA of Glycine soja, 1969 nucleotides long. Its product is annotated as RING-H2 finger protein ATL47-like. The transcript has a single exon. NCBI's taxonomy places the organism in Eukaryota, Viridiplantae, Streptophyta, Magnoliopsida, Fabales, Fabaceae. The record is from RefSeq and is a predicted model, not a curated record. Bases 496 to 1455 code for a protein of 319 amino acids.
GUGCUACAACUUUCCAUGGCCACCAACCACUGCACAGGCAAUUUACGUUUGUUGACUUUAUCAAAAGGUAACAUAGACUCUUCCAUCUAUCACGUCUUCCUUAACCUUUAUUUCCCUUAUAAUUCCCCCAUAUCCCCUUCAUCAAUCAUCUUGAGCUAUUAGUGAGUGACUCUUAGCAAUUAGAAAGAAAAAAGGAAACAAGUUUUCCUUACUACAAUUUCCACAUAAACAACCACUACAUUUUUUUAUGCUUCUUUUCUCACAACAGUGUUCCAUUGCACUGGAAUGAAUCUUCCUCACAGCACUUGAUAAUCACAAUCUUUGUUCCCAUCUCCAAUCUCAAUGCCACCUAGAAAAUCCAAUCAAGAGCAUCACUUAAUUUUCAGAAUAUCCAUAUGCUAAAAUCCACUAGGAUCAGCAUGAGAUCUUAGGUUCAAACUCGUUCUUCUACAACAACAACAACAAAAAAAAAAACAAGAAUACCCAUCUGCUAAAAUGCGCAGCAUUAAUGGAAACUUGAAGUACUCAUCAUAUUAUCCUCAAUCUCCCAACGACGUUAACAUGAGCAGCAGCAACAAUAAAGAAGCAACAACGGCAUCAUCUCUCAGCAGAAUCAGUCCACUCAUUCUACUAGUCAUAAUAGUUCUAGCAGUUAUCUUCUUCGUCUACGGGCUCGUCCAUUUGAUUCUAUGGUUUUUCAUGAAAAGACCAUUAUCACCUUCAUCUCUCUACAACUCCAACAGGUUCCACGAAUACUCCACGCGCUCCCGUGUUCUUCUCCAAAGGCAGCUUCAGCAACUCUUCCGCUUGCACGAUUCGGGUCUCGACCAAGCCGUCAUAGACGCUUUACCCGUUUUCUGUUACCAGGACUUGUUGGGGUCGAAGGAACCGUUCGAUUGUGCCGUGUGUUUGUGCGAGUUCUCCGAGGACGACAAGCUGAGGUUGCUUCCUAUGUGCACGCACGCCUUCCACAUGAACUGUCUUGACACGUGGCUUCUCUCCAAUUCCACGUGUCCUCUUUGCAGGGCGUCUCUUUCCGAGUACAUGGAGAAUCAGAAUCCAAUGUUUAAUGUUGGCAAUUCCAGUUCUUUGGUUUUGCCAAAUAGAUUCAGGGUUGAAGAAGAGAAUAAUGGGUGUUCAGAUAGUCAAAGGGUGUUUUCUGUGAGGCUUGGAAAAUUCAGAAAUGGAGAGGUGGGAGGGGACGGUGGUUGUAGUUUGAGUGAGAGGAGAUGCUACUCUAUGGGUUCGUAUCGGUAUGUGGUUCGUGAUUUGAAUUUGCAAGUCGUGUUAUCUCAUUCUCAAUCUCAAGAUGAUGAUGAUGAUGUUUUGGAAAAUGGGAAUGUGGAGGGGAAGAGGAUAGGGGACUCAACCAAAGGUGAGAGCUUCUCUGUUUCCAAGAUAUGGCUUUGGUCCAAGAAGACCAGAUUUCAUGGUUCUAAUGCACCUUUCCCUUGAUUAAUUCAAUUCUUGCUGUAAGAAUUGCUUAACAAUCAAGUGUGUGUUUGGUUAAGCGGUGCGAUUGUUUCUCAUUGUUCAAUUAUUCACCGUGAAUUUGAGAGCUAAAAUUCACUGUGAUUGGUAUCCAAACAUACUGAGAAGGUGGAAACAUGUGAGGAAGCUAGAUUUUCCAUCAAGAAUUGCAUGGCAAUAAUAGUGUGCUUUUUUAAAAAAAAUUCAUAUACCAUUAAUAUAUACAGGUUUAUGUUAGAUGUCUAGAUGAUACUAGGGCUCCUUUUUGUCUCUCACCACUUAGCACUCGAAUUACAUUGAUCUAGGUUGAAAAGAAUGGUUCCAGCGUUUUAAACUGGAUCAUUGAUAUGAGAAAGAAGUAUUGUUACAAAUUCCAUGAGUAAAAUUGUCCAAUAUUACAUUUUGCCAAUAAAAAAAGUCCUAUAAUGAUGUUCUAAAAUUUGCAUGCUGGAGGUGUAGUGUUACUCUUCAACAAGUUGUGGCCAAAUGCUAAAACAUU